CCUUUUCCAAGUGGGUACUGAGCUUUCAUCAACGUGGGUCCUGCGACAACAAAAAAUUUUGCGAGCAAGUUGUUGCUUAAUCAGGCACCAUGGACAUCAAUUUUAAAGGAAAGCGUGCUUUAGUAACUGGUGCUGGAAAAGGUAGAAUCUUCCCUCUUCUGUCACAACGGAAAAUUGCAUUUUCAUGGUUUGCAUGAAAGGGCGCGCGUCUAUAUAAUACACUGGCGUUCAUUAUUAUGAUUUUACGAACGUCACGUAAAUUGGCGCAAAAUGUCGCGUUAGAUCGGAACACGGUACUUCUGAAGGUAUCAGUUAGACCGAAAAAUACAGGAACGAUAUGACGAAAACGUGGUUGUUUAUCGGUAGGGAUAGGUCGCAGUACUGCCAAGAUGUUAGUUGAAUGUGGUGCUGAGGUCAUCGCUUUAUCACGAACUCAAGCUGACUUAGACAGCCUAAAAGAAGAGGUAAAGUAAUAACAAGGGAGUUCAAAAGUAGUUACGAGUGAGAUUACAUUACAAACACAUCACUGAUUUCAUUACAAGAACUGCCUUAAUGAGCUAGAUUCCUUGACUGAUAGUUUUUAUUACUAUUAUCAUCAUCAUCAUCAUUAUUAUUAUCAUUAUUACUAUCAUCAUCAUUAUUAUUAUUAUUAUUAUUAUUAUUAUUAUUAUUAACACAACUAUUUUUGUCACUAUCAUUAAUAAAAUGGGGAGGGGAGGAAAGGAGGUAGUGGAGACACUCCUCAUGUGAUUAUCAGACAUGUUUUUCUGACAAAAUUUCCAACUGUCCUUCCAAAUCAAUUUUAUGCCAGUCAGUAAACACAGUUCAGCUGGAUAGUCAGUUAUUUGAUAAAAUGAAUAUAGAUAUAUUGUAGUAAGGUCUUAAAAUACCAGUAACAACUUUUGAUGGAAUUGUUUUGGUUAUUUAUGCUCACUCAUGGUCAUUACUGGUCACUUGUGUCACUGGAAAGAAACUUUUUGGAAAUUUUGAAACACUCUGUGAUGCCCACCCAUUACCAGUAAGGUGUAAUUCAAUCUUUGCUUACUUGAGAAAGGUUGGAGUUACUCUGAAAGAGUUGGGAAUUAAAAAUUUUGAUUUAAGUCACUAUGCCUUUAUACAAGCUUCAUGCAUCCUCCUGACACUUGUUUCUUGGAAUAAUUGCUUGCAAACUUGCCAGAUACAGUUGGGAAGGUUAUCUCAGAUUACUUUUGACUGAAACAUGAAUUACAAUUAUACAACAACUUUUAAUAUUGAAUUUUCCUCUUUGAUUAGGCACCAACAAUUCAGACAGUUUGUAUUGAUCUGUCAGACAUUGAGGCUGCAGUGAAGAAAGUUAAUAACCUUGGUGAUAUAGAUCUUUUAGUAAACAAUGCAGGAAUUGCAUUAUUGGAUCCUUUUGAAGAAAUCAAGAUGGGAGAUUUUGACAAGUAUGUGUUCAAAUGUUUUAGGCCACAUGAGUAUUGCCAUUCAAAUCUGUAUGAAAAUUUUGAUGUUUUUUGGCUGACUGGAGAAAACAAAAUUAUUUGUUAUGCAUUGAUUUCUUCUUUCCCCCUCUUUCAGCAUAUGGUAACUAUAAAUAGCCAUUAUCCAUGGUGACUACCUUGUAUGGCCAUUAAGUUAAACACAGGUUAUUUGAUACUUCCUAAGAAAUAAAUAAGCCUUUUGAGUUUUUCUCAUUUUGCAAUCUUUUUUUUUAUGAUAGGAUAUUUUCAGUGAAUGUGAAGGCACCUCUGUUUAUUGCACAGGUAUAGUAGCCAUUUUUGUAGUAUUAAGGCUGCUACAUGUGUAUUCAUUAAACUUUGUUAAAGGUUUGAAACAGUUUAUAUUUCAUUUAUUAGGCUGUUUCAAAAAGGAUGAUUGCCAAAGGGAGUGGAGGAGCAAUAGUUAAUGUUUCCAGUCAGGCUUCAAUGAUAGCUUUAAAAGAUCACACUCUGUACUGUAAGUUUGCCUACCAAUCACUGAUGUAAAAUGACUGCAUUAAAAAAUACAAUUUGCAGAAUUAUACAAUAAAGAGUAAGUUUAAAUUUAGGAAGACAUGACAGCCUACAACAGAGGAGAAUAUUCUCUUGUCACUCUACACUAUCAUUUUGCUACCGCAAUUCUUAAUAUAAACUUUUACUGGUGUUGCAUUUGUUGUAGGUUCUACAAAGGCAGCUAUGGAUAUGUUUACAAAAACAAUGGCAUUAGAACUGGGCCCUUACAAGGUGAGUGAUGGUCAAGGAUGGUUGGUAUUAAGGAAAAGAAACAUGACAUGAACUUACCAGUACUUGGUUUGAAACAAGCCUUUGUCUACAGUUAGUUUAAUUUUCGUAACAGUGAACCAUGUUUUAGACACUUCACUGCCAAAUAAGAAAACACUGUUUAUUUAACCCAGAUUAGAGUAAAUGCUGUGAACCCUACUGUUGUGAUGACUGAUAUGGGAAGGAUCGGUUGGUCUGAUCCUGCAAAGGCAAAGCCAAUGCUAGAUACAAUACCACUUGGAAGGUUUGCAGGUAAGAUACAUUAACAGUGUUUAACCCCAAAUUAUGGCAUUUUUCCUAUAUGUAUUGCAGCUUCUGAAACAAUCUCUUAAAAAUUAAAAAAAAGUAGGUACCCAGUACAUGUAUUCUUCCUCAGAUUGCAAAAUUACUAAUCAAACCUUACAAUAAAUUCUGUUGCAGAAGUAGAGGAUGUUGUUCAUGCCAUUCUUUAUCUCUUAAGUGAUAAAGCUGGUAUGGUUAAUGGAACUAUGUUGCCUAUUGAUGGAGGGCGUCUUGUUCAAUAGACAGGCUACACUGUACAUUAGACUCUAAGACUGUUGAUAGGAAACUUAAUCAGGCUCUCUGUAACAUAUAUUGUACAAAUGGAAUGCACAUCCUAUAUGUUUGUGGUUAGUUUUAUUUUCACUCAAAUGUUAUGAAAGAAUGAAAAAAUGUCUUAUUUACAAAUUUAUGGUGAAUAACAAAUGUUUAUAUUUAGUAGUGG
Molecule: messenger RNA, 2964 nt
Organism: Pocillopora meandrina
Lineage: Eukaryota; Metazoa; Cnidaria; Anthozoa; Scleractinia; Pocilloporidae
Source: the annotation of a GenBank genome assembly